AUGGACAGAUUUUCUUGGACAAACGGGCUCCUGGAAAUUGAUGAAACUUUAGUAAUUACGCAAAGAGGAGUCCGGCUGUAUGACGGUGAUGACAAGGCAAAAAUGGAAGUUGGAGUUGUCCUGUUGAGCACACACCGGUUGAUCUGGAGGGACACCAAGAACCACGAAUGUUGCAUAGCCAUUCCUCUGUCUCAGAUCAUCUUCUUUGAGGAGCAGGCUGGAGGAAUAGGAAAGAGUGCAAAAACAGUUAUCCAUCUGCACCCUUCACCUCCCAACAAGGAGCCGGGACCCUAUUCGCAAAGUAAAUACUCAUAUAUAAAACUUUCCUUUAAGGAACAUGGACAGAUUGAGUUUCACAGAAGACUAACAGAAGAAAUCACCAAGAAAAGAUGGGAGAAUACACCUGUUUCACAGCCCAUUCCUACAGGAACUGGACUUCAGGCAGGAAGGACGCGUGCAGUGGGUAUCGUUGGGAUUGAGCGUAAGAUCGAGGAGAAAAGAAAAGAAACGGACAAAAACAUUUCCGAGGCCUUUGAAGACCUCAGUAAGCUGAUGGUAAAGGCCAAAGAAAUGGUGGAGCUGUCCAAAUCUAUUGCCAACAAGAUCAAAGAAAAGCAAGGAGACAUAACAGAGGAUGAAACCAUACGCUUUAAAUCCUACCUCUUGAGCAUGGGCAUCGCAAACCCGGUUACCAGGGAAACUCACGGUUCGGGCACACACUAUCAUAUGCAGCUUAGCAAACAACUGGGAGAUAUGCUCCAGGCUCCUUUAGAGGAGCGCGGCGGAAUGAUGGCUCUCACUGAGGUGUACUGUCUCGUUAACCGAGCACGAGGGAUGGAGCUUUUAUCCCCAGAAGAUUUGCUAAAUGCCUGCAAAAUGUUCGACUCCCUGAAGCUCCCUCUGAAGUUGCGAGUGUUUGACAGUGGUGUGAUGGUGGUCCAGCUGCAGUCUCACAGUGAAGAGGAAAUGAUUGCCUCAGCUAUGGAUAAUGUUGCUGAUAAAGGCUCAUUGACGGCUGAGGAGUUUGCAAAACUCUUGGGUCUCUCUGUGCUUCUAUCCAAAGAACGGUUGCUGCUUGCUGAAAAGAUGGGCCAUCUGUGUAGAGAUGACUCUGUUGAAGGACUGAGAUUCUACCCAAACCUGUUUUGAAGAUUUACUAAUAUGAUUGAUGCAUAUUUUAAAGAAGUCACCCUGUUUUGACAAUAAUUUUCCAGAUCUUGUUCAGCUUUGAAGUCAGUCUGGUUAUGAUACAAACUUUUAUAUGUUCAUUUGGUGCAUUUAUAGUUAUUUUCUUUUGUGUUUUUCUAUUUCUCCAUCUCAGAUUGAGUUUUUCUUACCAAUACAUAUUCUGACUUUUAUUUUCUAACAUAUUUAAAACAAAAUGUUUGCAUUCCUUCAUCCUUCUGAUGAAUGAACUGUUCUGUGGUUGCAACAAAAAUUCUUCAAGAUUAAAAAAAUUUAAGGUUUCAAAGCAUAUACCUCUUUUAUAAGCAAAAAAAAAUGUUAUGUUUCUGUUAUUUUUAAUUUCAUGGUGAAGUUAUAAAAUAAAAAAUCUGAUUCUGCAAUAAAUGA
Oryzias melastigma (Indian medaka) is the source of this 1572-nucleotide messenger RNA. RefSeq names its product vacuolar protein sorting 36 homolog (gene vps36). The record is from RefSeq and is a predicted model, not a curated record. Gene Ontology annotation, cellular component: ESCRT II complex; late endosome membrane. The transcript has 14 exons. Gene Ontology annotation, molecular function: phosphatidylinositol-3-phosphate binding; ubiquitin binding. Gene Ontology annotation, biological process: protein transport to vacuole involved in ubiquitin-dependent protein catabolic process via the multivesicular body sorting pathway. The coding region runs from base 1 to 1149 and encodes 382 amino acids. NCBI's taxonomy places the organism in Eukaryota, Metazoa, Chordata, Actinopteri, Beloniformes, Adrianichthyidae.